Aphanomyces invadans is the source of this 510-nucleotide messenger RNA. RefSeq lists its product as hypothetical. Bases 1 to 510 code for a protein of 169 amino acids. NCBI's taxonomy places the organism in Eukaryota, Oomycota, Saprolegniomycetes, Saprolegniales, Verrucalvaceae. The transcript has a single exon. The record is from RefSeq and is a predicted model, not a curated record.
AUGUCAACACCACCCAUCUGCACUCCAGACAUUGCGGAGCUCCAUCCUGACGAGACCAGUGGGAACCGCAAAUUCGCAUGCCAUCAUGACAUCAAGCUACUGUUGCAGAUCGCUUUCGCGAGUCCCUGUGAGGCCGACCACGGCAAGCAGUUGCAGGCUUGGUCCGCCAUCGCUGAUGCGCUUGGACAGUCUGUAACUUUUGGUCUAAAGAAAAAGGGCCCCGCGAUGAAGGCAAGGUUUGACGUUCUCAUGUCUCGGUUUGUGCGCGGUGAAAGCGCGUCGUUGCGGAAGUCGGGUACAGCAGAAGAGUACAAGGAGCGAGAGCAAUUGCUGCAGGAUAUCAAGACGCGUAUGGACGACUUCAAGGCCUCUGAAACAAUUCGAAAAGAUGCAUGCCGACGAAAACUGGAAGGGAGCGAAAACUCGGGUACGUUGUUGCGGAAAAUGGCGUUGGGAGAGCUUGAACGCAACAGCCAAGAAGAGGCUGGCACACAAACGGAAGAAACCUAA